AUGCCUCCUCCGAGACGCAAGGUGCUUGCGACAGCUGAAGAAACAUUGUUCCCGCCUGAUGAACUUUCACCGGGGCAAGAUAUCGCGCGAGUUAUUAAAGCCACCGGAAACAACAUCUACUCGGUCGAAUUUCCCUCAAAAGAAACGGCUCUGGUGGAACUCCCGGCUAAAUUCAGGUCCACCAUCUGGAUGAAGCGCGGUUCCUUUGUGGUAGUGGACACAAACGCUCUUGAUACUCGCGACAACAAGCUUGGGGGAGAAAUCGUUAACAUCGUCCGGGACGAAAAGGCCUGGCGCAAAACUCCGUUUUGGCCGAAACAGUUUGUGAAACAGCCUGUCGUGGUAUCUGACGACGAGGAAGAAUCAAACGUCGGAAAGAUGCCCUCCUCCGACGAAUCAGACGCAUAA
Molecule: messenger RNA, 408 nt
Organism: Aspergillus puulaauensis
Lineage: Eukaryota; Fungi; Ascomycota; Eurotiomycetes; Eurotiales; Aspergillaceae
Product: putative eukaryotic translation initiation factor eIF1a-like protein
Exons: 2
Coding region: 1-408 (135 amino acids)
Biological process (GO): translational initiation
Cellular component (GO): nucleus
Molecular function (GO): RNA binding; translation initiation factor activity
Source: RefSeq, a predicted model, not a curated record